AUGAACCGCGACGCCAGUAAGCGAAGCGGUGGUACUCGCAGAUCUCAGCGGCGUCGACAGCAAUCCGCCAACCUUCUGAAUGGCAGAAAAAUCGCAAAGGGCGACCGCGAGCAGUCUUGUAUGGCAGCCGUCGAAGCCAUCCCAGGCCUCAAAUUUGACGGCGGUGGGCCGCUCAUCAUUCCAAUACUGAGACCAACCUUUCUCGACCUGCUCUCCGACAUCAAUGACGAGCCCAAGAAGAUGUCCAAGUUUGACCAUAGCCUUUCUGCGGCUCGACGUGCGAGAACCAUCAUUGAGAUGGCCAUCUCUCUGAUUCAAACCGACCGCCCUCCCACUCAUUCGUACAUUUCCAAGUCCGCCAUCUGGAACGAUGCCUUGACGGAACUUCGCCGCCAUCGCUGGUCUUGGUACUUGAUGCAAUUCAAGUUGGAUACCUCUGCAGACAAAGUUGCCAAGAUCAUUGACAUCAUCGUCCGGGCUCGCAAGGCGUUCCUUGCUAGUGCGGCAGAUUCAGCCGUUGCAACCAGGUAUUUCCAAGGCUUCCAUGGCUUUUUAGCGGCUCUUGACCAAUGGAUCGAACUCAAGAGUCGAGCGGAUGCGGCAAACAUAUCUCAGCGCCAGAACAGUGCUCCUUCAUAG
Colletotrichum orchidophilum is the source of this 639-nucleotide messenger RNA. RefSeq lists its product as uncharacterized. The record is from RefSeq and is a predicted model, not a curated record. The coding region runs from base 1 to 639 and encodes 212 amino acids. The transcript has a single exon. NCBI's taxonomy places the organism in Eukaryota, Fungi, Ascomycota, Sordariomycetes, Glomerellales, Glomerellaceae.